Molecule: messenger RNA, 2036 nt
Organism: Gaeumannomyces tritici R3-111a-1
Lineage: Eukaryota; Fungi; Ascomycota; Sordariomycetes; Magnaporthales; Magnaporthaceae
Exons: 2
Coding region: 177-1901 (574 amino acids)
Biological process (GO): attachment of GPI anchor to protein
Cellular component (GO): GPI-anchor transamidase complex
Source: RefSeq, a predicted model, not a curated record
GUGAGGUCGUCGUGCGCACUCUGUCAUGACUGCCGCCAGCAGCGCAGUGUGGCUUCCGUCCCGACCAUCUACCCGACGACGCCACCUCACCGCCGACCGUUGCAACACCAUCGACACCGCCGCCGCCGCCGCCGCCGCCGAUCCGAGCCAGAGCCCGAGCUGCGGGAAAUGCCGCCAUGUCGGCGAGAAAUCGGAAGCCCACUCAGCCCGGGAGCGGCAAUGAAGCCGCUGGCAGUGACGCCGCCGCCGAGGUGACAGCCGCCACGGCGCCCGCCGAGCAGGGGGAUGCUGCUUCAGGCUCCGCCUCGCCCGGCGCACGAAAAGAACCGCCGCCCGAGAAGCCGGCCGAUGCGCGGCGGCGCACACACGUUGUUCUGUCGUUCUGGGCCCUCAUACUCACCUUUGGCCUGCCAAUAUGGUGGCAUACCACGUCCAUCUACCGCGCGAAUCUUCCCUUGAACGACAUGAUGGACUGGGCUGAGGGCAGGGCAUGUCGUCCCGUGUUCCCUCUCACAGUGGCCCUCGAUACGGGCUCUCUGCCAGACAGCGAAGCUCAGGCUCUCCUCCAACAAACACAACAAACUCUCGACGCCAUGGGCAGCUCUUCCGGCCACCAACUUCGCCUGGAGUCUGCCAGGCAGUCUAAGGCUGGGGAUGACAGGAUCGCGCUGACCGUCCGCCUCGCGCCUGGGGAGACCAGAGCCGGCUCUCUGCACCCAGAGCAGCCCGUGCUCGAUGUCGUUUACACGUCCGACACAAAAUCCGACCCCACUUCACUAUCGACCUUUGUCGCCGAACAGCUGCGCUCAACCUUCGCAGAGGAACGGGUCAUCGUCUCCAACCUCAUCUCCGAGGCCGCCGUUUUCCCCGACGACCAGCAGCGGCAGCAGCAUCAGGAGGAGCAGCGGCUUGAGGACCCGGAGGUUGCCGCAACAGUGGGCAAGCGCUCGGCGCGGUCCGUCAGGUACUCGCCGACCUACCACCUCACCUUUUCCCUCUUCACGGCUGGCUCCACCCCAAGCGGCUGGGAUAUCGAUGCGGCUAUCAAACAGUACAUGCGCCCCUUCCUCAACGUUCUCGGGCCGAUCCAUAACUUUACGAUCGACACUCAGAUCCAGCUGUAUGCUGCUCCUGGAGUGCAAUCGGAACUUCUUAGCAAGGAGGAUUUGUCCUCGUUUAUCAACGCUGCUGAGUGGCCUCUAUCGCCCUCCAUCGGCGGUGCACCGACCAUCAAUUUCAUCAUUUAUGUCGGCAGCCAAACCAUCGCCCUUGACGGCACCUCUACCCCUGAAUCCGGGGCGGAAACGAUAGCGCAAAAGCCCACCUCCCAAUCCUGGCUCAUCCCCCAAUGGGGCACCGUAUACCUGCUGCCCCCAACAUCCGACUCAUCGACAAAUGUGGCAGUCGAUGCCCUCCGCACCCCGAUGCUAACCUUCAGCUCGCACCUCCUGUUACUCCUGGGGACGCCCCAGUCGGGCUCCCUGCCGCUGCGGCUCUCGACGCUGUCACGCGUCAGAGCUGCGGAUCUGGUACUCCGAGCUUCGUCAACGCUGGGCUCGCUAGCGCGCCUGUCGCGGGCCCUCCCCGGGAUAGCCAUCCCGCGGUCCGUCGCCGAGGGGGUCUCGGCCACCAUGGCGCACCUCCGACUGGCUUGCGACGGCCUCGGCACGCCGCAGGGGCUGGCGCACGCGCGGGUCGCCGAGGCGGCCGCCGAGCGCGCCUUCUUCGAGAAGAGCAUGGUCGGGCAGCUCUACUUCCCGGACGAGCACAAGGUCGCCGUCUACCUGCCGCUCCUCGGCCCCAUCGGCGUCCCGCUCGUGAUGAGCCUGCUGAACGAGUUCAAGGCGUGGCGGAAGCGCAGGCGCGAGGCUGCAACAGCAAAGGCCAAGAAGACGGAGUGAAGGAUUUGGGUUAGGGUUCGUUUGUAUGGCGGAUAGCUGCUGUUGCCUGACAGCGGAUAUGUAAGAACAGGACAGAAAAGGAUAGAAAACUCGGUUUCAAUGACAGAAGAACACCAGAUGGUGAUGGUGGCUCGG